UGGACUCUGUGACUACGUUUACAUGCAAAAUUUGGGUUAUUGCUAAUAUUCCGGUUACUGAAACAUUGGGAAUAUUCCGUUUACAUGGUAAUUUAUCAUUCAGGAUAUCUGGAUCAAACCAGCGAUGCACGGAGAACGUCAUGACGCAAUUCCCGUUAUUUCCACUUCUUCUUCCUGUAUCCAAAUUCAAAACAAAUGCUGCUUCACGCAACUUUGCUCUCACCUUCUUGUAAAUCUUAUAUCCCGGUACUUUCUACCGUCUACAAAUGCAGAAAUGUUCAUAUCCUUCAUUACAUUUAUGAAGUGAUUAGUCUCCUCCUGGUCUUGGUUUCUCCGUGUUUAGAAGAACUUCCUGGACUCAAAAGACCAGGGGCCUCAUGUACUAAGAGUGCGUGGAUUUCAACGUGAAUCCGUGCGUGGAAUUAACAAGACCGCAAAAAUUCAUAUGUACAAAGCUGUGCGUACGCCCAAAUCCACGCAGUUUUCUCUGUACAUCACAAUCAGCGUGGAAUUGAGCGCACAUGCGGGAGCGCAAAACUCCGCCCUGACGCAUGAUCAUGAGUAUAAAACAGCAAGUGCAAAUCGGCCAAAUAAACUUUAGAAAUGGCAAAAGCAACCAAAAAGAGAAGAUUCACAGAGUGUGAGCUGGAAACGCUUUUAACAGAGGUGGAGGCCAGGAAGACCGUCCUUUUUGGCUCCCUGUCCUCUGGGAUAAAUACAAAGAAGACAAAAGGCGAGUGGGAUCUUGUGGCUGUGUCCGUAAACGCUGUGGGGUCGGAGCACCGCAGCCCACAGGAAUUAAAAAAGAAGUGGUCGGACAUAAAGAUGGAGGUAAAGAGGAGAGCGGCUGCACACCGGCGAAGUGCGGCCAUGACGGGUGGUGGAGCAGGAACGGAGGCGCUCACCCCUUUUGAGGAGCGCGUGUGCGCAAUCGUGGGUGAGACCGUCCUCACAGGAUUCCUAUCUGUCCCUGAGGGCGACUCCGUCUCAUUUGAGCAGCUAAAUGAAGAUGAUGCCGAACCGGGAACCUCGGGGGUCACAGCAUCCUCCCUCCCAUCUGAGGAACCCCGCGCCACCGGUGCCUCCAGUCCUGAGGUCCGUCCGACCGGCCUCAUGCUGACGCAGGCGGUCCUGGAUAUUCACGACAGGAUCAGUCGGGGAAUUGACCAACUAAAUGCAACCAUGUCACGCAUUGCUGACUCACUGGAGCAGAUCACUACUAAAAUAAUACAAUAAUAAAACGUUAAAAAAUGAACCUUGACUGAGUUUCCCAUCUAUAGUGUGUCAAUGACACGUUGUCGGGCCCGAAUGGCAGCUGCAUGGGGUUGCACAAGGGGGGGGGCUGGCUCUGGGUCGUCUGCUGGCUCCUCCACCUCUGCCAGUGGGACGCCAUGGCGGUGCGCCAGAUUGUGCAAGGUGGCACAAGCAAUAAUGAUGCGGCCCACCUUGUCGGGGCGGUACAGCAGCAUCCCCCCGCUCCUGUCCAGGCAGCGCCACCGACAUUUCAGCUGCCCGAUCGCUCGCUCUACAACAGCUCUAGUGAUGGUAUGAGCGUGGUUGUAAGCGAGUUCUCGGGCAGUCUGGGGGUUGGUGAGGGGGGUCAUCAACCACCCCUUCAGUGGAUAGCCGCUGUCACCUGAUGGGUUGUCAAUAGACACAUUAAUGAAUAGAAUAGACUUCAUUGAUCUCCCAGAGGAGAAAUUCAGUCCUGCAGCAGCCGAAACGCACACACACGCUCAACGGUCUAUACAACUAAAUUAAAAAAUGGAAAUAACCAAUAAAUAACUGAAGAACUGUGAAGUGGCUUUAUUUUCGACAUUGUAAGCGAUCACUCACCAAGGAGCCAUCCAUCCUGCACCCUGCCAGCUUGGAGCCUCAUCCCCACCAGGCUGUUGGUGAGGAUGAAGGAGUCGUGGGUCGAGCCAGGCCACCUUGCCACAACAUUUGUGAAGCAUCUGUGCGUCACAUAUGAUCUGCACGUUGAUGGAAUGAAAGUUUUUGCGAUUGACAUACGCAAAUUCAUCCACCGAUGGCGCCUUUAUUGCAAUGUGUGUGCAGUCAAUCACACCGAUUACAUUAGGGAAACUGGCAAUUGCUGCAAAUUGCGUUUUAAUAUUUGCAAGGUCAGCUGCACCAUACGGGAAUCUGAUGUACCUGCCGAACUUGCGGAUGAUCCCGUCCCAUACAGCUGGCAUUGCACGGCUCAGUGCGGACUGGCUUAUUCCUGACCGGUCUGCCAACUCGCGCUGGUAGGACCCGGUAGCCAGGAAACCAAGUGUGGUCAGCACUUGCAGGGGGACAGGUAGUGCGUGGCUCCUCCUUGUUCCCUCUCCAAACUUGGACCCAACUCAGCACAGAGUUCCAAGAGGAUUGCUCUUGGAAAUCUGAAACGGCUGACCAGCCAGUCAUCAUCGUGGGCCAGUAAAUCAGUGUGGUCCCUGAAGAUGCGCUCCCUCCUGAUUCUCCCAUUAUUGCAGUCGUCUACCACGAGCAGCAAUGCCAUUGUGAUUUGCACAGGUUACGUUGUCCUGCGCCGACCUUUAUAUGUUCAGACCAUGUGGUUAAUUGUGUAAUUGGUGCAGUUCCACCCGUGUGUCACUUAUUUGAUGAUUGGGGACUGUCGUGUCCUUCAUGUGGUCGUGAACUUAUUGUUGACGUCACGUUUCCUCAUAUCCUGCACUUCACUGCAUCACCAGUGAGUGUCGCCAACGGACAGAACCUCAGAAAAGUGCGUGUAACAGCCUUGAUGUGUGAGUGCCGGACCGCAGCUUUCUACGUUCACGUCAUUCUUUGUACAUCCGACCGUGAGCGUUGAAAGUGGCGAACGCACGUUUUUUGUGCGCCGCACUCUUAGUACAUAAGGCCCCAGGAUUCCUUGUGAACAGAGCAUGUGCAGAAAACAAAUUCCAGUUCCGUUUGAUGGGGAAAUUCUGUUUGGUGUUUACAUGACCCAAUAUUCAGAACCUUCCCAACCCCCAGACCUGUAGAGGAAUUGGAUAAAGCCGAACAAACGUGUUUUCCAUGUAAACCUUAAUUCGGAAUUAUUUAAUUCAGAAUAAUUAAUUCGGAAUUAAAAAACAUCAUGUAACCGUGGCCAGUGUGGAAGUUAGGUGGUCGGUGGUUGGUGAAGCUGAGCGGCUUAAUUUUCAUCUGUUUCGUUGGAUCAUAUUUGGUUAAUGAUUGAGUCACUGGUCAAUACUGCUCCCAUGACUUCCCGUUGCUCCAUUUCAUCCGUGAUAUUAAGCAUUGAGGCUCUUUACCCAAAGAUGGACGAAAUCAACGCAGGAUAUGGACACAAAGCUCCGCCCGUCUCUGUUUCAAAUAGAGAGUAUAAAUGUAAAUGUACCGCAGCUCUAGCUGCACCUUAUU
Cololabis saira (Pacific saury) is the source of this 3369-nucleotide messenger RNA. Its product is annotated as nuclear apoptosis-inducing factor 1-like. Bases 604 to 1236 code for a protein of 210 amino acids. The record is from RefSeq and is a predicted model, not a curated record. The transcript has 2 exons. Lineage: Eukaryota; Metazoa; Chordata; Actinopteri; Beloniformes; Belonidae. Gene Ontology annotation, cellular component: nucleus.